AUGAGUGAGCUAUUGAGAACAGCUUGUGAAGAAGCAAAAAAGGGAAACUCCAGUAUUAAACAACAAGUGAGAGAUAUUGGAAAUAAGUUUUUGACCAAGGUUGAGAUAAGUGCGCAAGAAGCAGUCUAUAUAGUACUUCAACUUCCAAUGAGGAAAUCUUCUCGUCAAGUAGUAUUUAUAAAUACUUCACCCCCUGAGGAUAGAGUUCAGUUACUGAAACCAUUGCAAGAAAUUAGUGAUUUGGAAGAUGAUUCUGAUGAAAUUUAUGCAUCUGGUCUAAUAAAGCGUUACACAAAACGACCAGCCAAACUUGAAAAUGUGUCCCUUGCAGAUUGGGCUGCAUGGUACGACACCUCUGGGAAGCCAUAUAUCAAACCAUCACGUGAAUUCGAUAUUGAUAAUUAUCCACUUGAGACAAACUUGAGUGUUAAUAAUGAGGAAGAAGAAAGCAAACAAAAGAAUAAAAAAAGAUCUAAAGCCAGAAUUAUUCGAAGUGUCUGUUUUAACAAGGAAGUUGAUUCUGAAAAGCAUUACCGUGAACUAAUCAUGUUAUUCACUUCAUGGAGGGAUGAAAUAACUGAUUUAUUAGGAAAUUGUGCUUCUUACCAAGAACACUAUUUUCAAGUUAAAAAUACAAUAGAUGAGCAAAUGAAAUGUUAUGUACAGUGAAGACCUGAAUGCGAUUCAAGACCAGCUUAAUAAUGUGGAAGAUAGCGAUGAAAACUAUGACCUGAUUGCCCCAGGAACACAAAACAUUGAGCGUCGAGAUGGAGAUGAAGGUGCCCAAGAUCUUCAUCCAGAAUUCAAUGAAACCUAUGACCUAUCUGGUGAUCUUGGAAUUCCUUCAGCUGCAUCUAAUACUGAUCAGCAGAUAUUACAUGAAGAACAGGAUGAUGUUUACAGAGGAAUGGUACAAAAAUUAAACAGAGAACAAAAAUAAUUUUUCUUCCAUGUUUUACAUCUUAUUAAAACUUCUGACAAUCCAUUCUACUGUUUUCUUAGUGGAGGGGCAGGAGUUAGCAAGUCACAUCUCACUAAGUGUCUUUAUCAAGCAGCAUUAAAGUACUAUAAUACUAGAGCAGGUGAUGAUUUCCAUCAAGUGAAAAUAUUAAUGCUUGCACCAACUGGUAAAGCAGCUUACAAUAUCAAAGGUAACACAAUACAUAGUGCACUUUCAAUACCUGCAUGUCAAUCUUUAAAUAAUUGCAAACAUCUGGAUUCAAGCAGGUUAAACACCUUACGGUGACAACUUGGUGGUUUAAAACUAAUAUUUUUAGAUGAGAUCUCAAUGGUUGGCAGUACAAUGUUCAAUGUUCAAAUAAAUAAUAGACUGAAAGAUAUUAAAGGAUGUAAAGAAGAUUUUGGUGGUGUAAGCAUUGUUGUUAUCGGUGAUUUAUUUCAGCUGGAACCUGUAAUUCAGGAUAUGCAGUUCUUGCUCCUAAUAAAUGGCAAGAUAACUUCAAUAUAUUUGAAUUGGAAGAAAUUAUGCGCCAAAGGGAGAGCAAAGUGUUUGCUGAAAUAUUAAACAGACUUAGGGAAGGAAAACAUACUAAGGAUGAUAUUUUGAAACUAAAAGAAAGAUUAAUAAAAGAAAAUAGCAUCCAAGAUCCCAUGGAUGUGCCUCACUUGUUCAUCCAAAAUCAGAAGGUAAAUGAUUUCAAUGAAAGAGUGCAUAACGCAGCAACUGGUGAAAAGUUUUCAAUCAAAGCAAUAGACAGUGUUAUAGGAGCUAACUCUGCUCAACUUCGAGAUAAAAUUUUGAGUCAAAUACCAAAUGAUCCUAGGACAACUAAGCAAGUUGCUUCAAACCUUCAAUUGUCAGUGGGGGAAAGAACUGAGAUAGCAUUGAAUGUACGUACGUACUGA
Messenger RNA from Paramuricea clavata, 1866 nucleotides. The record is from the annotation of a GenBank genome assembly. Lineage: Eukaryota; Metazoa; Cnidaria; Anthozoa; Malacalcyonacea; Plexauridae.